Molecule: messenger RNA, 1668 nt
Organism: Erigeron canadensis
Lineage: Eukaryota; Viridiplantae; Streptophyta; Magnoliopsida; Asterales; Asteraceae
Product: hippocampus abundant transcript-like protein 1
Exons: 15
Coding region: 67-1383 (438 amino acids)
Biological process (GO): transmembrane transport
Cellular component (GO): membrane
Molecular function (GO): transmembrane transporter activity
Source: RefSeq, a predicted model, not a curated record
UAUAUCACAUAUUAAAGUGUGAGACAGAGAAAAGAUAUAGUAAAACAAGCUAGCUAGAAAGAAAGAAUGACAAGGUGGUGGGAGGGUGCUCGUGAGCUGAGGCCAUUAGUACACUUAUUGUUCCCACUUUGUUUUCAUUGGGUUGCUGAAGAAAUGACUGUUUCUGUUCUUGUUGAUGUUACCACUGAAGCUCUUUGUCCCGGCCAAAAUUCAUGUUCUGAAGCUAUUUACCUCAAUGGUCUUCAACAAACCAUUGUAGGAAUAUUCAAGAUGGUCAUGCUUCCAAUUCUAGGCCAGCUUUCAGAUGAGUAUGGACGUAAACCACUGCUCCUCGUUACAUUAUCUACAACUAUAAUUCCCUUCGCCCUGCUUGCCAUCAGUGAAUCAAAAUCAUUUGUAUAUGCUUAUUAUAUCCUUCGCACGAUUUCAUAUAUAAUCAGUCAAGGAAGUAUUUUCUGCAUUGCUGUUGCUUAUGUGGCAGAUAUUGUUGAUAAUAGAAAGAGGGCAGCUGUUUUUAGUUGGAUAACAGGCCUCUUUUCUGCAUCACAUGUCGUAGGAAAUCUGCUGGCUCGUUUCCUUCCCGAGAAGUACAUUUUUGUGGUUUCUAUAGCUCUCUUGAUCUUCUGUCCAGUUUAUAUGGCAAUAUUUCUGGUUGAGACAGUUAAACCGACUCCAAAGAUCGAUCAACACUCAUCUUAUUUGAGUAAAGCAGUUACCGUCGUUCAAGAACGUUAUAAGACAAUGAAAUAUGCUGUAACUAUUGUCUUGAGCACUCCAACUCUGAGUAGUAUUUCGGUCAUUUCUUUCUUCUACGAACUGGGAAUGUCUGGCAUCAGCACUGUCUUACUGUAUUACCUUAAAGCGGCAUUCGGUUUUGAUAAAAACCAACUUUCAGAAAUCCUGAGCAUGGUUGGUGUAGGUUCUAUUGUUUCUCAGUUGGUGGUGCUCCCUUUAGCUAAUCCCUUAGUUGGAGAGAAAGUAAUACUGUGUGCUGGCUUAUUGGCAUCAAUAGCAUACGCAUUGUUUUAUGGCUUUGCAUGGGCCUCUUGGGUACCAUACCUUAGCGCAUCAUUUGGAGUGAUCUUUAUCCUAGUUAAACCAGCUACCUAUGCAGUUAUAUCAAAAGGAUCAAGAUCAACCGAUCAGGGAAAAGCACAGACUUUUAUAGCCGGUGUUCAGUCAAUUGCAAGCUUGUUAUCGCCAUUGGCAAUGACUCCAUUGACUACAUGGUUCUUGUCCACCAAUGCACCGUUUGACUGCAAAGGCUUCAGUAUCAUUUGUGCCUCUCUAUGCAUGGUGAUCUCUUUGUGUUUCGCAUGCUCCCUGAGAGUGGAGUCACCACCUGACGAAGGAGACAAUUUAGAAGCACCACUGAUAUCAUAACCUUGUUUUGAGAUUUGAAGUCUCGAAAGAUCAAAGAUGUCAUUUUGGCAACGACAUCUGUUGAAUAAGGCAAAGCCAUAAGCAUACAACCAAGAAUAUCAUAUUGUCUUGAGGUUCUUGUUCUUGGUUCGACUCGACUUAGCUUACUCAAAUCUUGAUUUCUUUUUCUUUAAAUAAGUUGUAAUUGUUCUUUAGAAAUGAAGGUGCAAUUUCAGCAAAUUUAGAGAAUAUCGGCAAAAGUGUAAAACUUAGAUAAUCAUGUUUAAUACACAAUUACUCAUAAAA